AUGGUUCGUGUACCCGACAUCGCCACCGAGGACGACGCCUCUCAUCUCGUCACCCUGGAAGAAAUCAGCCGGUUCGUCGACGAAGCCGAGGACUUGCAAGGAUGCCUCAACAGCAUCGCCGGCAUCGUGGCCAAGCGCAUGCAGACCGAAGUCUGCUCGGUCUAUCUCCUCGAGGCCGACAGCAAAAGGUUGACUCUCAGCGCCACGAAGGGGCUGGAUCCGGCGGCCGUGGGACGCGUGUCCAUGCUUGCCAGCGAGGGCCUGGCCGGGCUGGUAGUGGAAACACGGGAACCCGUGAUGGUCAUGGACGCUCCGUCGCAUCCACGCUUUCUGUAUUUUCCGGAGACCGGCGAAGAACGCUACCAUUCCUUCUUCGGCGUUCCCGUCAGCGCCCAGAAAACACCCAUCGGCGUGCUGGUGGUGCAGACUUCCCGUCCGCGUGACUUCAUGCACGAGGAGAUCCGUCUCCUCAAGGCCAUUUCCGCCCAGGUUUCCACCAUCAUCGUCCACGCCCGGCUGGUGGAUUCUCUCAAGGACAAGGAGCGUGAACGCAAGCAGUCCCGGCAGCGUAUGGUCAGCGCACUGCGACGGCUCCGGUCGUACGAGGGAAGGGGAAAGGAACGAACCAGCGAGCCUCCGAGAAAGUUUCGCAGCCGUCUGACCGGGCUCGCCGCCUGCCCCGGCUUUGCCUACGGCAGGGCCUACAUCAUGCAGCGCCUGAUAGACCUGGACGCCAUCGGCAAGACCCGCACCGCCGAUCCCCAGGGCGAGAUCGAGCGUUUCCGUUCCGCGGUGCAACGAGCCGUGGCCCAGGUGGAAGAGAUCAAGACCCGCAUGAUUGCCCUCAUUUCCGAAGAGGCGGGGGCGAUUUUCGACGUGCACCAACUCGUGCUGAAGGACCCGGUGUUGCAGAAGGAAAUCGAAGGCCGGAUCCUCGGAGAACACCUGACCGCAUACUACGCCGUCAGCAGCACCUUCCGCGGACACAUGCAAACCGUCAGCGAGGUCGGCGACAGUUACCUGAAGGAGCGCACGGCGGACAUCCGUGACGUCGCCCAGAGACUACUCGAGAAUCUUUCGGGCGCCGAGGACCGGCGGCUCGUCGUCCCGGACGGAGGAGCCAUCCUGGUCGCGGAAGAUCUCUCUCCCGCGGACCUGGCCGUCAUCGAAGGCGAUCGCUUUCAAGGUAUCGUGCUCGCCACCGGCGGCGUCACCUCCCACGCGUCGCUCCUGGCCAAAUCCUUCGAGAUCCCCACCGUGGUGGCGGCGGAGGGGGUGUUGGAAAAGCGUCCGGAAAGAGGAUUCGACAUCGUCGGCGAGUACGACCGGCUGGAGCGUCAAUAUCUCGCCGUCAACCGCGAACUCGACGAAAUGCGCGAUCUGCCGGCCGAGACCACCGACGGCCACCGGGUUCACCUGCUUGCCAAUAUGGGACUGCUCACGGAUAUCCGGUUUGCGCAGACUCAUGGAGCGGAAGGCAUCGGCCUCUACCGGACCGAGAUCCCGUUUCUGGCGUAUCAUGAUUUUCCCACCGAGGCGCAGCAGUUCACCCUCUAUCAAAAGGUGGUGGAGGGUAUGGGCGGCAAGCCUGUCACGAUCCGGACGCUCGAUAUCGGCGCCGACAAAUACCCCCCUUACGUGAGCAUUGCCCGUUCCGAGCCCAAUCCGUUCCUCGGAUGGCGUUCCAUUCGCAUUUCGCUGGAGGUGUCCGAGACUUUCAAGAUGCAGCUCCGGGCCAUCCUGCGCGCGGGCGCGUUGGGGCCGGUGCGCCUUUUGAUCCCCAUGAUCUCGAGUCUCGAGGAGAUCCUUCGGGUCAAGGCCAUCCUGCGCGAGGUCAAGACGGAACUGGUGUGGCGCCGCGUCCCUUUCGAUGACGACAUGGAACUGGGGAUCAUGGUCGAGGUGCCCGCGGCGGUGCAGGUGGUGCAUCGGAUGGUGGAGGAGGUGGAUUUCGUCAGCAUCGGCACCAACGACCUGAUCCAGUACCUGUUGGCCGUCGACCGCGGCAAUCUCAAGGUGGCGUCUCUCUACGAGCCCUUUCACCCGGCGGUCCUCGCCGCGCUCAACCAGGUCAUCCGGGCCGCCAAGGACAACGGCAAACGCGUCGCCAUGUGCGGGGAGAUGGCCGGGGACCCGUUGUCGACCCUGUUGCUGAUGGGGAUGGGCCUCGAAGAGUUCAGCAUGGAGUCCCUGUCCAUUCCCGUGGUCCGGAAGCUGGUGCGCUCCGUGAGCUAUGAGAGGGCAUUUGCCAUCGGGCAGGAGGCUCUGCGGAUGGACAGGGUCGAUGAGAUCAAACGCUAUCUUUUCAGCGAAAUGCGCGCCCUCGGUCUGGUGGAGUUGAUGGAGCUUUACCGCUAG
Geodia barretti is the source of this 2358-nucleotide messenger RNA. NCBI's taxonomy places the organism in Eukaryota, Metazoa, Porifera, Demospongiae, Tetractinellida, Geodiidae. The record is from the annotation of a GenBank genome assembly.